GCUGCGCAUGCCUACGCUAUACGACGCUUCAUUGAAGUACGAUAGUUUCCUGUGUCGAUUGCUGCGGUUGUCGUGUGGGGGUAGAGUCAUGACUUAUUGUUUUAAAAUUCAUAAUAGCACAGAAUCUAAAUAAGAAGUAAUGGCAUCUUUAGCAGCUAAACGAGAGGGCCCCCAGUUCUUCAGUGAAGGGGCAGUUCGAGGCAAUGCAGCUGUCUUGGACUAUUGUCGGACAUCUGUAUCUGCACUGUCUGGAGCAACAGCAGGCAUCCUUGGGCUGACAGCAUUGUAUGGCUUUGUCUUUUAUUUUCUGGCUUCAUUCCUUCUCUCAGUUUUGUUGGUUCUGAAAGCCGGCCGUCGGUGGAGCAAGUACUUUAAGUCACGAAGACCACUUUUUACUGGUGGUCUUGUAGGAGGCUUAUUCACUUAUGUUCUGUUUUGGACAUUCCUGUAUGGCAUGGUGCACGUUUACUGAGGACACAGUUUAAUUAUAAAUGUGUUACUGGUGAUGAAAUUGUUAAAGCAUACUUUGUAGCAUAAACAAAAUACCACCCAUUCAUCUUGUGCAUUUAAAUUCCCUGCCUGUAGCAUAGCAUUUCCAACUUCAAGUGAUUGGCUGACAGUUAUGUUAACAGCUUUCUAUAAAAAAAAGUGUAAAAACAGGCAAGUAUCAGUUUUACACAGUUAUUGAUGUGGUCUGACAAUUUCAAGUGUAAUGGUUAAAUCCUGGUCUGAGUUGCCACUGACAAAUAAGUUUGUUGGCUACUACUUUUUGUUGUUGCAUAUACUUGCAUUUGUGAAAAUCAUUUUUUUUUUUUUUUCAGUCCGAUCCUGUCAAUUUUCUAACCAUUGAUAGCAGUGCAGCUUCAUUCAGCUGUCUGAGUUACUGUGAAAAUGAUUGUGAUUGCUUAGGAUGGCACACAUCAGAAAUUUAAUUAGAAUGGAGAGGGAGUUUGUUUUUAUGUAUUUAUGUUAUGAAAAGGAUGAGGAAUAAAUUAUUGACUUGUCUACACAGAGGUAUCUGUUGUUACAGUUAAAGGAUUUUUAUUUAGAAACUGCAAGAAUUCUUGUGAGCAAUUUCUGUUUUUUUAAACAGUUUAAAUACAAUGUCACGAUUUGCUGAUUUUUUUUCUCUCUAGUACUGUGCACAUCUUCCUUCUGCUUGGUAACGUUUUUUUCUUUACCUUUCCAUACCUGGAAGUUGCUACAUGUUGCUGGGUGGGUACUUGUCAGAAUGUGUGCUUAUCUUCAGUGUGUAAAUAAGCACUGGGAUUCAGCUUUUAGAUUUCUGCGACCGCCCACUGUAUUGUCAGUGCCACUGGUUGUGGCUGAAAAAGAUUGCCCUACUGGCCCUCUAACUUGGUUAACAAAUGUUGUAGCCUGUGUGUUAAGUACGUUGGUUAUAGAUGACUCUGGAAUAAAUAAACUCUCUUGCAGAAGUUUGGAAAUAUUUUUUUUCUGUAUAGUGUGGAAUUGGAUGUCAUGAUUCCAAAACUUUCAUUGUUACUUGGCCAGUGUUGGGAUGACAUUGAGUAAUAAACUACAGUCCUCUCGGGGAAAAAGGCAAAAGUCUCUGUGUCAAAUACUUUACCACGUGUCUCUGUUUUUGAGUUAUUAAAGGUAUGUGAAUAAUAAUUGAAGGCAUCUCCUAAAUGACUGACCAGAAUUCUGAAAAUGUAGCAUUCAUUAUGUUUGCUGUUUAAUCAUAAGUUAUGUUAAGAUAUUUCACUGAAAAGAAAUUAUUCUGAUGUAUGCUUUUAAAAUAAUGAGUCCUUGUAGCUGUGGGAUGUUUAAAUAUUUUGGGGAAUAACCAAAUUUCUUCCAAAUCUUCUACAUACUGACAAAUAGAAAAGACCCUUGGUUUGUGUGGCUUACAUGAUUGUGGCAGCUACAUUAAUUUUCAACCUGUCUGUGGCAGCUUUGAACCCCCAUUGUUAAUUUAAACCACCACGACUCUAGGUAAAGCAUUCCAGAGUGCUGCCACUGUCCUGCCCACGCAGUGAAGUAUGUCGUGAUGUCUGUUUGUUUCUGCUUGCACCUCAUAAUUCCAACCCUUGUUUUCAGAGUACACUGCUAUACAAUUUAUAAUUGAAGCUUGAUUGUGAGGUUGGCGGUUUCAGAACUUUAAGUAGUGGAGAUGUUUGCAUUUAGUUUUAGUCAUUUUAAUUUGUAAACUAGUAAUGCAAAGCAGAAUACUCUGGGUGCCUUUAAUUAGUCUCCUUGUCUGACUUAUGGUAAAUUGGACAUUUCUGAAAGUUCAAAACAUUUGUAGCAUUAUUUCUGCAGUCUAACUGCCGAUUUUAACAAUGUCUGUUUUUUUUCCUCUGCAGUUCAGAUAUUUUAGCAUUGUAGAUGCAACACUGGAGGUUUCUGAGCAGUAAAAGUUUAUAGAAUUAUAUCUGCAGUAAAACUGGUGAUUUUUUAAAGAAUCUGGUGUUUUUAAUACGUGUGUGUUCUGAGCUAUUAUAUAAAGGAGUUGUGAAUGAAUGUUAUGACUGAGCUAGACUGGUUGCCCAUUUGCUAUUGGACAACUCUAUCCCUACAAGAUUAACAUUACUCCUUCUCAGAAAAAAAAAUAGCAGCAAUAAAAGUUAUUUGAUAAUAAAAGGCGCGCUCAUUUUUUUCUCUACUCUAGUUUGGAUUAUGAAUGCUAUAGUGUCUUAAAGGCACCCAUUUCUUUAUAGUAGUAACUGUAAUUGCUGUGUAAUUCCCAGUUUCAUCAUGUUUCAAGACCUUAAUUGUGUCUUUGUCUAGUGGUAGUUCAGCAGUUUCAAAAUGUUUUACUGUUUAACUUUUUUUUUUUAUAUAAAAAUGUAUUCUUUUUUGUCUAAUGGUAGUUGGUGUGAAAAUGUUUAUACUGUAACAGGGUGCUUGCAGAAAAUGGCAAAAAACCUUCCUUUUACUUAUCAAGCACAAGAAUAUUUAGAAAGUAAUUGAGUGUUUGUUCUUAUGUUUGAGCAAACCAAUAAUGUGAAAGCACUUUGCUUUAUUAAUGCUGGAAAAGAAUAAUAUGAUAAUAAAUGCAUAAACAUCUGUGUAUGAUUUUAA
Protopterus annectens (West African lungfish) is the source of this 3045-nucleotide messenger RNA. RefSeq names its product ER membrane protein complex subunit 6 (gene EMC6). Gene Ontology annotation, cellular component: membrane; endoplasmic reticulum; EMC complex. The coding region runs from base 140 to 472 and encodes 110 amino acids. The record is from RefSeq and is a predicted model, not a curated record. Lineage: Eukaryota; Metazoa; Chordata; Ceratodontiformes; Protopteridae. Gene Ontology annotation, biological process: protein folding in endoplasmic reticulum; autophagosome assembly. The transcript is spliced from 2 exons.